CCGACAUCGCCAACUAUCACGUUCCCGAAGAUUUCCUUUUCAAGCCGUUGCGUGGAUCCAAAGGUCGUUGAACGUUAAAAAUUGUCCACAAGAAUAAAUGCCCCUUUAUUGCACUUGCUGAUAAGAAUUAGAUACAUAUCUUGUCUGGCAACCAAAACUGGGUACUUUUCUUUCCAUUUUUUUUUUCACCCCCAACACAAUGUGGUUUAACAAAUUCUCAAUAAAGGGUAUAUGAUAGAGGAGGGUCUUUUGGUUAUUCUGUAUUUCUUUUCCUUCUGGGUUUCGUUUGUAGUGCAUAGCAAGUGAACAGAGGAGGGUCUUUUGCUUCGUUCUUGUUGGUUGUUCUGUUUUUGGGGACAGAGGUGAUUUGGGGUGGUGUGAGAGUGGACUGGAGAUGGGGUUUGUGAGUGCUAUACUGGGUCUUUGGGGUUUUGGAGUGGGAAUUUCAAUUGGGCUAGUGAUUGGAUACUACAUGUUCAUCUACUUCCAGCCAACUGAUGUCCAGGAUCCUGUGAUUCGUCCUUUGGUUGAGCAAGAUUCAAAAACUUUACAACGUUUGCUUCCGGAGAUACCCCAAUGGGUUAAAAAUCCAGAUUAUGAUCGUGUUGACUGGCUUAACAAAUUUAUUGAAAAUAUGUGGCCCUAUCUGGACAAGGCAAUUUGCAAGACUGUAAGAACUAUAGCAAAGCCUAUUAUUGCUGAGCAAAUUCCAAAAUACAAAAUUGAUUCUGUUGAAUUUGAAGUACUGAGCUUGGGCUCCCUUCCACCAACUUUUCCAGGAAUGAAAGUUUAUGCCACUGAUGAGAAGGAGUUGAUAAUGGAACCGUCAGUGAAGUGGGCAGGAAAUCCUAACAUCACUAUUGCAGUUAAGGCAUUUGGGUUGAGAGCCACAGUUCAGGUUGUUGAUCUGCAAGUGUUUGCUUCUCCACGUAUCACCCUAAAGCCUUUGGUUCCAACCUUUCCUUGUUUUGCAAAAAUAUGUGUGUCUCUUAUGGAGAAGCCACAUGUUGACUUUGGACUGAAACUGCUCGGAGCAGAUGCUAUGUCCAUUCCUGGCCUUUAUAGGUUUGUCCAGGAGCUUAUUAAAGAUCAAGUUGCAAAUAUGUAUCUAUGGCCCAAAUCUCUAGAAGUACAAAUAAUGGAUCCACAAAAAGCCAUGAAAAAACCUGUUGGGAUUCUCACUGUGAAGGUUUUGAAGGCAAUGAAGCUUAAAAAGAAAGAUCUACUGGGGGGAUCAGACCCUUAUGUGAAACUAAAGCUCACUGAAGACAAGCUUCCUUCGAAGAAAACAAAAGUCAGACACAGUAACUUGAACCCUGAAUGGAAUGAGGAAUUUCAUAUGGUUGUUAAGGACCCAGAAUCUCAAGCCCUAGAGCUAAUUGUUUAUGAUUGGGAACAGGUUGGCAAGCACGACAAGAUGGGUAUGAAUGUUAUUCCAUUGAAAGAGCUCACACCUGAUGAGCCUAAUACGAGGACUCUUGAUCUACUAAAAAACAUGGACCCAAAUGAUGUUCAAAAUGAAAAGCUACGUGGGCAGCUUGUUGUGGAAUUGCUGUACAAACCUUUUAAGGAUGACGAAGUACCUCAUCAUAUUGAAGAUCCAAACGAGGUACAAAAGGCUCCCGAAGGAACGCCUUCUGGUGGCGGUUUGCUUGUAAUUCUUGUCCAAGAAGCUUCAGAUGUGGAAGGAAAGCACCACACAAAUCCAUUUGCACGGCUACUUUUUAGAGGGGAGGAGCGAAAAACCAAGCCUGUGAAGAAAAACAGAGAUCCAAGAUGGGAGGAGGAGUUUACGUUUACGCUGGAGGAGCCACCCACCAAUGACAAGCUUUAUGUGGAAGUGCUUAGUGCCUCCUCAAGGAUGGGCCUGCUGCAUCCCAAGGAAACUCUGGGAUAUGUGCAUAUAAAUCUUGCUGAUGUUGUCAACAACAAAAGAAUCAACGAGAAGUACCAUCUCAUUGACUCGAAGAACGGACGGAUUCAAAUCGAGCUGCAAUGGCGAACUUCUUCUUGAAGUUUUGGCGACCAGGGUAGCAAUUCAAAGGGAAAACGUCCAAUUUUUCUUGUUUUCUUAGGCUAAAAGAAAUGCAUGUUCUUUCUAUUCACAUUGGGAUUGAUAUAUGCUUUGGAAACUGACUUUCUGUAUAUAAACAGAAGAAGUUUGAUUGAA
Molecule: messenger RNA, 2170 nt
Organism: Alnus glutinosa
Lineage: Eukaryota; Viridiplantae; Streptophyta; Magnoliopsida; Fagales; Betulaceae
Product: synaptotagmin-2
Exons: 12
Coding region: 395-2014 (539 amino acids)
Cellular component (GO): endoplasmic reticulum
Molecular function (GO): lipid binding
Source: RefSeq, a predicted model, not a curated record